Molecule: messenger RNA, 1093 nt
Organism: Perca flavescens (yellow perch)
Lineage: Eukaryota; Metazoa; Chordata; Actinopteri; Perciformes; Percidae
Exons: 5
Coding region: 4-1041 (345 amino acids)
Biological process (GO): response to bacterium
Source: RefSeq, a predicted model, not a curated record
ACAAUGACAUCUCCAAAGUUUCUCUUCUAUCUGACGUGUUUGUUCUUCGGAAAAGUUGCUCAGACCACCGAUCCAAAACUCUCAUCUCUUCAUCAAGAGAGGGGUUUUGUAUCAGCUAAAACUGGGGAUAACUUCACUUUGAGAUGUUUCUAUAAAGGCGAUGUUGCUUCAAGGUUUCACUGGUAUAAGCAAACUCUGGGACAGAAACCACGGCUCAUCUCUACUUACUACAAGUAUGAAAAAAAUGGAACAUUUCAUGAUGAAUUCAAAAACAAUCCACGCUUCACAUUGGAUACUGAAACAGGUAAAUAUAACUUGAAGAUCACAGAUUUGCGCAUUUCAGACUCAGCUACCUACUACUGUGCAAGUUAUACAUUAUCAAUUGAAUUUGCGGAGGGAACCUUAGUCGAUGUAGAAGGUUCAGGUUUGAAGAUCCCAGCUACGGUCCAUCAGUCAGCAUCUGAGAGCAUCCAGCCAGGAGGCUCUGUGACUCUGGACUGUACAGUACACACUGGGACCUGUGAUGGAGACACACACAGUGUUUACUGGUUCAAGAACUCUGAAGAAUCUCAGCCAGGACUCAUUUACACCCAUGGAGGCAGGACUGAUCAGUGUGAGAGGAAACCCAACACACACACGUACACCUGUGUCUACAAGCUGCCAAUGAAGACUCUUUCUCAUACUGGGACCUACUACUGUGCUGUUGCCUCAUGUGGACACAUUCUCUUUGGAAACGGGACCAAGCUGGAGUUAGAGGAUGAGAUGGACUAUCCCAUCUUGGUGUAUUUCUUGAGUGGAACUUCGACAUUCACCACCAUCCUGAGUGUUUUACUGGCCCUCACAGUGUGCGUGAUGAACAAGGGAAACAGCCGCCAAUUUAAAGAGUCUCAAGCCAGAUGUCCCCCCACAGCGAAAGCAAAGGGUUACCAACACGCUGAAAACCUUUAUUAUGCUGCUUUAAGUGCCGACCUGUCCAACAGAUCAAGAGGACAGAGGGAUCCCACCUGGAGUGAAUGUGUGUACUACAGCGUAAAGCAGUAGAACUGGACUUAUUACAUUUGUACUUUGGAGUAAGACAGGAUUUUCUUAGUGC